This is a messenger RNA of Colletotrichum costaricense, 501 nucleotides long. RefSeq lists its product as uncharacterized. Bases 1 to 501 code for a protein of 166 amino acids. The record is from RefSeq and is a predicted model, not a curated record. Lineage: Eukaryota; Fungi; Ascomycota; Sordariomycetes; Glomerellales; Glomerellaceae. The transcript has a single exon.
AUGCUGCUUUCACCCUUUGUCUCUUGGCUCUCACUAGGUUGGCUGGCCAUCGAACAUGACUUUGGAAUAUUCCUGGAUUCUCGACUUUCCCACGUGGGGUGUGGCAUCGCCGGCCCGAAGGAUGUGCUUCCCGCUGCUAACACACCCACGCAAAUAUUGGGGAAAUUAUCGUGGUGGUUCAGCGUCAAGCAGGAAGGACCCUCAGAUCUCCUGCAGAGGCAUUCAUCCUUUUUACCCGGAGUGAACCUCUCCCAGCUCGAUCGCGUCAUGUGCAAACCCGCUGGAGAACUAUCAUUUGUCUCAUUGCACCAGAUGGGCAUACUGGCCGCGCAAGUCAGACGGAGCAACAGCAGCAGUGCCGUGGCCAUGUCUGGCAAACUGACUUGGCGCUCGGAGGGUGCUCCGAGAAUUCCUGUGCCUGGGCUAGCGCGAGGGGGAGAAAGUGGGCAUCCCGCCUGCGCCGUAGGCUCAUUUCCAAGAUUUCUUUUUUGGCGCGUGUGA